Pseudozyma hubeiensis SY62 is the source of this 1584-nucleotide messenger RNA. Its product is annotated as Ash2-trithorax. The record is from RefSeq and is a predicted model, not a curated record. Gene Ontology annotation, cellular component: Set1C/COMPASS complex. The transcript has a single exon. Gene Ontology annotation, molecular function: transcription cis-regulatory region binding. Lineage: Eukaryota; Fungi; Basidiomycota; Ustilaginomycetes; Ustilaginales; Ustilaginaceae. Bases 1 to 1584 code for a protein of 527 amino acids.
AUGAAGGACGGUCCGCACAUCCGACUCGGAUGGGGCAGAAGAGAAGCUCCACUCAACGCGCCCGUCGGAUUUGACGGCUACUCGUACGGCCUGACGGACAAGGCUGGAGACAAGGUCACUCUGUCCCGGCCUCUACCUUACGGAAGACCUUUCAAAGCAGGUGAUGUCGUCGGAAUGUACAUCAAGCUCCCAUCGGAAAGAGCGCCGGAGGACGAGAAUGAUCCCGCCAACAUCAAGCGCGAACGAAUCCCCAUUCGCUACAAAGGUCAGCUCUACUUUGAAAGCCUCGAGUAUCCACGCACAAGAGAGAUGGAGCAGAUGAUGGAACGUAGUCGCAAGGGCAACAGCAUCGAGGAUGCACUCAAAGGCAUAGAAGGCACUGGCGUGUUUGAGCCGUCAGACCCACAGUCUUCUGCUACCGCUGUCGCAGAAAGUGCCAAUGGAGUUUCAUCCGUCGUCAAUGGCAACGGCAGCAGCACCGCAACAGCAGCUAACAGCGGAACUUCGGGCGGUGGAGGAUCUGCCAAAGUCAAGAAUCGCAAAAACCCCGGCACAAAGGAGAAACCCUCCGGUCCGACAAUACCUUCGCUUCGACCUAUACCCAGUUUGCAAGGAUCCAAGAUCGGCUUUUUCGUCAAUAGCGAGCCGCAAGGGAUUGCCUUUCGCGAUAUCUUUGACUAUCGUCCACUCCGUGUGAAGGGUUUCUCGGGUUUGAAGCCUGCUCCGUCGAAAUCGACAACCUCGUCCUCCCGCCCGGGCAAGCAAGAGCCGGCGAAAAAGGGAGAAUCAACAGAGCCAGUCAUCAACGUGAAACCGCGCGAAAAUGUGUUUGACGAUGGAGCUCUCGGUUACUUUCCCUUUGUCUCGAGCUACGGUGGAGCCAGGGCAAAGCUGAUCACCGGCGAGGAUGGGUUCCGAUUCCCACCGCCGGAUGACAUCGAAGCGGCAUUGGAGAGCGUUUCUCAGCCUCCGUCAGACUCGGCUGCGAUCAAGCAGGAAAGCUCCGCAGGCGGGAUGGGAAGGAGAUGGAAACCGCUAUCAGCGAGAUUCGAGGAGCACCUAUCCGAGAUGUGGGCGUACGAUCUGCAGGACGAAGCAAAAGCACAAGCUGUUGCCGAUAAGCAAGCCGAAGAGAAAGCGAAACGAAACAAUGCUGCUAAGGAAAGGUACGCAGCGGCGAAGAAGAAACAUGCUGCUGCGUUGGCUCGGAAUGCAACUGCCAGUCCGGCUCCCAGUCAGCAUGCAGGUGGGGAGGGGGACCAGGAGGAGGGUGAUCGGACCAUCGUGGCGGGGGAGCAGAGUGGGAUGGAUCUGGAUGACGACGUGAAGAGUGGCAUCGUUGACGGGCGGAACGGUGUGGAGGACAUGCCUGAUCAAAGUGCGAUCGAGGUGAUGGAUGUGCGCAAUGCUGAACAUGCCUUUGAAGCGUCUUUGGGCGAGGUGAAUACUCCACCGGAAACGCGACCGGAUGCAGCGCAACACUCUUGGUCGAACUCCCGCGAUGCAACGCCAGAUGAGGAGAUCAGGUUGGUGCAGUCGGCGAAAGUCGAGGAGGACGUGGAGAUGGAUGAUUUGCGUUCUUGA